Molecule: messenger RNA, 1660 nt
Organism: Fopius arisanus
Lineage: Eukaryota; Metazoa; Arthropoda; Insecta; Hymenoptera; Braconidae
Product: UPF0692 protein CG33108
Exons: 4
Coding region: 626-1381 (251 amino acids)
Source: RefSeq, a predicted model, not a curated record
UCCAACUGGCGUUGAUCUAUCAGUUUUGUAUAUUUCUUGGGUUAUUUUCAUACUUGAUAGCACAGAAAGUAAGAAUAAUUACAAGUCUGUGUAACAGUGGUCAGUCCCAUGUAAAAGCCAGUAUUUUAAUAUUCUUAAAUGAUCCAACAGUUGACCGAAUAAAUUCCUCAACGAAAUGAAACAGAAAAAAAUAUGGCUAGUGUCCUCCUCCGUUUUACUGAUGGAUCAUCUCUGUUAAAUGGUCCAAACACGCCCUAACACGUUCGCACAUUAAUUAAUGUCUCUAUGACAGUCGGACAGUUUUAAUAAUGAACAUAAUUAAACUUGGAGAAAUCAUUUUAUGAAAUAAGAGCAAACAAAAUCAAUAACUCAGCUGGACUUGUGCACUUCAGUUCGAAUUGAUACAAUGAGGCGCUCAUUGCUAUACAAUUAUUGCCAACUAUCAUGGUCAUGUUUGUGUAGAAAAGCUAUGAGAGAUAAAUUUACAAGUCUUUUUUCGAAAUGCAACAAAUGGGAUGAAAAAAUUAAGAGUUUUGAGGAAUAGCUCGCUUCAACAUCGUUUGGAAUAACAAAACAACUCAAAAAUAUUAUUUAUAAAACAUAUAUUAUCUUGAAAUAAAAUACAAUGCCAGCUCCUCCACCAUCAAUGCCACCACCAAGUCCAUCGGUAAUGUCUGUUUGUAAGAAUAAUCAAGUUUGUGAAUCAGUGAAUUUGCCACCUUGGACAAAAAUUACUUUGGCAUCCUCUGAUUCGGAAAUUGAAAGAUUGAUAGCAAGAAACGAACUAAAAGAUGCAGAAAUUACUUAUUUUUGUCAUGUGCCGGCAAUUUUACAAGAUGGGCCACAAUGUGGACUUGUUGCCCUUGCCAUGGCUUCACAAGAGUAUACAAAACCAGUAUCUGUUGGACAACUUUUAGCUGAAGCACGAGUUCGAGGAUUCACCCAACACGGAGAAGUAUACAGUGUUGACUAUAUGGCAACUCUAGCUGCUGAAUAUUUACCAGAUCAUAGACCAGACAUUCUAAUUGAUUUACAAGCAUGCCCAGAUGCAUUGACCCAUGCUCUUAGUCACGGUGCCAUGGUACUUAUUCCGUAUGACUCGGAUUUCAAUCAUGCACCUUGUCUGAAAAGGGGACAUAAAGCCCACUGGGCACUACUCGUUGGAUUAAUAUCUUCAAGACAAGGAUAUUAUGUCUUAUCACGUCACGGCAAAUCACGGCAUUUGGCUUGUUGGCCACUUCGUGAUCUUAUUGAAAGUAAUGGAAAUUUAGAGGAAGAGGGAACAGCGAGACACGCUGGUGGCUAUGUUAUUCCAAAAGGAGGUGUUGGUGGUCACAGAGGACUCAGAGCUCGAGCUCUUGCGCUACAUCCGUAUAUAUGAUUACCAAAAAAUUCAGAUAAUCGUGCCAGUUAUUCACCUAUUCGUAACGUCAAAGAACAAUCUUUUAUUUGACGUUGAAGAAAAAAAUAUAUAAAAUAAAAAUAAAAAAAAACAAAUAAUCCCUGCUGGUUCUCAACUCUGAGUAUAGUCUAUUGUUAUUGUUAUUCACGUUAUGUAUAUAUUUCAAUGCGUUUAACAUUCAUCUUUUAAAUGGAAUUAUUGAUAUUCAAGUGUAUUUAUUUAUUGCUAUGUAUUGAUCAUAUAAAUUUUUCCCAUAAA